Messenger RNA from Rana temporaria (common frog), 915 nucleotides. RefSeq names its product taste receptor type 2 member 40-like. Gene Ontology annotation, molecular function: G protein-coupled receptor activity; bitter taste receptor activity. Lineage: Eukaryota; Metazoa; Chordata; Amphibia; Anura; Ranidae. Gene Ontology annotation, cellular component: membrane. The transcript has a single exon. The coding region runs from base 1 to 915 and encodes 304 amino acids. The record is from RefSeq and is a predicted model, not a curated record. Gene Ontology annotation, biological process: detection of chemical stimulus involved in sensory perception of bitter taste; sensory perception of taste; G protein-coupled receptor signaling pathway.
AUGAUAUCUCCGGACUUCAUCGCGCUUUUAAUCUGUGUGGUCUUGGGACUGGUCUUGGCAAUCCCUUCUAACACUUGUAUUGUGAUGGGCAAUCUGGACAUCAUCAGAAAGAAAGGGAAGUUGAGUCCCUCCGAUGUGAUCUUUCUGGGGAAGGGAAUUGUGAAUAUUCUCCUCCAGUGUGUGAUGAGUCUACAGGCAAUGCUCUACGUCUUUUUUUCAAAAAUCUUAUAUAUUAGACAAGUUUAUGUGUCUAUUACUAUAUCAGUUUGCUUCCUAACAUAUUACAGCUUCUGGUUGACCUUCUGGCUCUCGGCUCAUUACUGUACCAGCAUCACCAAUCUCAGCUAUGGGUUCUUCAUCUGGAUAAAUAGAAUUGUGUCCAAUUUCCUGAGUCACCUUCUGUUCCUGACAGCACUUGGGAUGUUUAUUGUGAAUGUCCCGGCCAUUUGGGCUGUGUAUGCAGAAAGCCAUAUCUAUUCUUCUGAGAACAGUACAGAGGACACUGUUGCCAGAUUCCAUGCCAGUCUUUCCUUUUUUGUGCCAACAAACGCCCUAGGCUGCAUCCUUCCAUUCUGCCUUAGUCUUCUGUGUCUGGUCCUCACUUUCUCCUUUCUGCUCAGACACGUCUGGAGGGUGAAGAAUAACGACUCGGGAUCAACACGUCCAAAUCUUCAGGCUCAUGUCACGGCACUGAGGACAAUCUUCUUCUUACUUCUCAUGUUCACAUUUUUCUGUAUAUCUCAGGUACUUCUGUAUAAUCGAAACUCCUCAGAGUUAAUGAAAGUAGUCAAUUGGAGUUUACGAUUAUUAUCUCCAUCGGUGGAGGCCGCCAUCAUCUUCCAGGCCAGCAACAAGCUGAGAAGGAUCAUUCUGAGAAGAUUCUGGACCAGAAUCUGGAGGAACACAGAGACUUAA